Alternaria postmessia is the source of this 1719-nucleotide messenger RNA. RefSeq lists its product as uncharacterized. Gene Ontology annotation, biological process: rRNA methylation; ribosomal large subunit biogenesis. The transcript has a single exon. Lineage: Eukaryota; Fungi; Ascomycota; Dothideomycetes; Pleosporales; Pleosporaceae. Gene Ontology annotation, molecular function: rRNA (adenine) methyltransferase activity. The coding region runs from base 1 to 1719 and encodes 572 amino acids. The record is from RefSeq and is a predicted model, not a curated record. Gene Ontology annotation, cellular component: nucleolus.
AUGUUCGCUGUUCCUGGGUGGAACGUUGCCGCGCAGGUGAAGACUCAGGUCGAGGCACCCAAACAGAAAGAUUCCACGAAACCCGGGAAGAAGGCGCAGAAGAGGAAAGAGAAGCGCGAGGAGCAGCAGAUUAACGCGGACAACUUGGCAGAACAAUGGGACAAUAUAGCCAAAGGAAAAGGAACGCAGGUGGAGAAGACCAAGAAGCCGGAGGCGGAUGGCGUAGAAGCGACAGAUGAGGCAGCGCAAGAGAAGCGCGGGAAGAAGAGAAAGCGAGGAAAAGCCGGAGGUAACAAGGACAAGGCAAUGGAUGGAGAUGGCGAAAAAGGAGCAGAGGCAGAGGUUACACUGGUAGCAGAACCUUCAGAGGGUAAAGCAGAUGCUGCCAAGUCUGCUGGGGAUGAGCCCGCGACGGCCGAGAGCGAGUCAAAACGCGAGAAGAAGAAGCGCAGGAAGGAGUCCAAAGCUGACAAACUGCUCGCCGCAAAUGCCGCCGGCACGAAGUCUAUUUCUGAAACCCCAGCCUUAGAAAACCUCCUCCCCGAACCCAAGGGCCUCACACCCCUCCAGCGAUCUAUGCGCAGCAAGCUAGCUAGUGCGCGAUUCCGUCACCUGAACGAAGCACUUUAUACGAAGCCCUCCGCCGACAGCGCGUCUCUCUUCAAGGAAGACCCAUCCAUGUUCGAAGAUUACCACCGUGGAUUUGCCCAGCAGGUCGAAGUAUGGCCAUCGAACCCUGUAGACGGUUACGUGAACAGCAUACUCGUAAGAGGAAAAUUGCGGAACAAGGACGCGCGGAAGGACAGAAGAGGACCAGCAAAGAACGGAGUCCGCAGAGGCCCAGGCUUUGAAGAAGAAGAGACUACAGCUAUAGCACCUCCCAGAGGCGACGCGAAACCACUGCCCAGAGACUUUAAAGGCCACAGCACAAUCGCUGAUCUAGGCUGUGGAACAGCUUCGUUAUCGUACCGCCUACAACCGCACCUCAAGUCCCUCAACCUCACAUUCCACUCCUUUGAUUUGUCCAAACCUUCGGGUCCUUCUGCCGAUCUCGUAACCAUAGCCGACAUCUCCGCACUCCCUAUCCCCGAAAAUAGCGUCGACGUAGCCAUAUUUUGUCUCGCCCUUAUGGGAACAAACUGGCUCGACUUCAUCGACGAAGCAUACCGCAUCCUUCGCUGGAAAGGCGAACUGUGGGUCUCGGAGAUCAAAUCUCGAUUUGGACGCGUAGACAAGAAGAAGGGCGGUGUACCCAUAAAUUCUAUCGGCUCACUCAAGAAGACAAUGGACAAGAAACCGCCUAAGGUAAAGAAAGCAAAGGCAGACAAGCCGCCUGAGGAAGGCCCCGUUGACUCUGAAGACGAGGCUGAACUCGCGGUCAAUGUAGAUGGUCAAGAGGGCAAGGAGGGAACAGAUGUUUCCGCAUUCAUCGAGGUACUGAGGAAGCGGGGAUUUGUGCUUGAUGCUUUGCCGGAGAGGCCAGCGGAUGCGAUCGAUCUGAGCAACAAGAUGUUUGUCAAGAUGCAGUUUGUCAAGGCGGCACACCCGAGCAAGGGCAAGAAUGCGAGAGAAGAUCAGAAAGCAGGAGCUGUGGCACAGAGAGGCGGGGGUAUGAAGUUUGGGCUCAAGGGGAAGAGAUUUGGUGCGGGUGAGGGAGAGAAUGAGGGUGACGAAAAGGAUGGGGCGGUAUUGAAACCUUGCCUGUACAAGAUCAGGUGA